CCCCGGGGGCUGAGAACAGUCUCUCCCAACCUGUCUCUCCUCGUGGCUUCCCAGAGACCCUGCAGUGGCUGCGUGCUCCGCCCCGAUUUCCAUGGAGACCCCUUGUACACAGCUUCCUCCAUCCACUCCACCUCAAGUGGGGCCGGCUGGCUGGACCAGCGCCCUGGGGCCCAUGAACAGCCGGUCCGCAGGAACGCUGGCCGUGGGGAGAGUGAAAUUCUUCGGCCAGCACCGCGGGGAGGUCAACUCCUCAGCCUUCUCUCCCGACGGCCAGAGGCUGCUCACAGCCUCUGAGGAUGGCUAUGUGUACGGCUGGGAGACCCAGAGUGGGCGGCUGCUGUGGAGGCUGGGUGGCCAUGCAGGCCCCAUCAAGUUCUGCCGCUUCUCCCCUGAUGGCCACCUUUUUGCCACGACCUCUGGUGACUGUACCAUCCGCCUGUGGGAUGUAGCAGAAGCCAAGUGUCUGCAUGUCCUGAAGGGUCACCAGAGGAGUGUGGAGACGGUUAGCUUUAGCCCUGACUCAAAGCAGCUGGCAUCGGGUGGCUGGGACAAGCGGGUGGUGCUCUGGGAGGUGCAGUCUGGCCAGAUGCUGCGCCACUUAGGAGGGCACCGAGACUCUGUCCAGAGCAGUGACUUCGCACCCAGCUCAGACUGCCUGGCCACUGGCUCCUGGGACUCUGCUAUCUGCAUCUGGGACCUGCGAACAGGGACCCCAGUGAUCUCCUACCAAGAGCUGGAGGGCCACAGUGGCAACAUCAGCUGCCUGUGCUACUCAGCAUCCGGCCUCCUGGCUUCUGGCUCCUGGGACAAGACCAUCCACAUCUGGAAGCCUUCCACCAGAAACCUGCUUGUUCAGCUCAAGGGCCAUGUCACCUGGGUGAAGAGCAUAGCUUUCUCCCCUGAUGGGUCACAGCUAGCCAGUGCUGGCUACUCCCAUAUGGUCAAAGUCUGGGACUGCAACACAGGAAAGUGCAUUGAGACUCUGAAGGUAGGUAAGAUCCACGGAUGUAGCACCCAAGGGUGUAGGAAAAGGCCUGCGAGGGGAGGUUGGGGGCAGGCAGGACUCGCAUUCCCAGAGCCCAGUGAAGUGCUUUCGGCAGGGAGUCCUGGAUGUGGCCCACGCCUGUGCCUUCACCCCAGAUGGGAAACUCUUAGUGUCUGGAGCUGCUGAUCAGGCAAGAUGCCAACUUCGAUGCACGAUCAAAUCACCCAGAGCCUCUCAGAUAUAACAUCACCACAAAUGGCUCUUUGAUCUCAAGCCUGUCUCUCCCUGCCCAGGGUGCAUGGGACCCGGCAGAACGAGCCCCUGAAAGGACAGUGAGGGCAGCUGCACGCCACAGGCCCAAAGUAACCUUAACAGAGCACCCAACAGAUCCCUGUGACCAGGAUUGGUCAUGGUCCCACGCCAGGGCUGCCAACAGCCGCAGGCAGGCCUGCCAAAGCCCCCAGGCCCCUAGUAACCACAACCAGGGCACGCCAGCCCACCUCUCCAGCACGGUUCGCUGAAACACCCGCAAACAUGAAGCAAGGCCAGCCAGUUUGUUUGUGUUUUAUUGAUGCCGGUGCUCAGGCCUUGACCGCAUACUUCCGGAGUGGGUACAGCCGCUCCUUCCGCUGCUGCUUCUUGGUCUUCAGGUUUUCCUCGUGCUUGUUUAGCCGGCGGCGCAUGGCACGUGUCUUCUUGGGCCGCAGAUCCAGGGGCUUAUACUUCUUACCCUGGGUGAUGGGAGAGCGCGGGGAAUCUGAGCACCAGGGUUUUGGAGCUACUGCGGCAGUUAACGAAGCCUCCGAGGCUGGAACUAAGCGGCUAGCGGGCACGGGGAAGAUGCUGGAAGUGCCUGAAGGGGGCCACUGGGAUGCGAAGGUUAACGCGUAGACCUGAGCGUGAGGAGGUAUAGGACCAGCCCAGUAGGGGACUGAGGCCCUGUGCUGGGUGCCACCUCAGUGAAGAAUCAGACCUGCUUAAGGAGCUCCCAGCCCAGUGGGUAAGACCGCGCAGCUAAUAAGCGGCCCAUCGGUGGGGAAGAGGAAAAAAGAUAAAGGAAGCUUCCACCUAAUGACUGGAAAUAGCCUACAAAACAAGCAAUCGGAGCGAACACCAGUUCCAAGGGGGAGAAAACGGGGCGCACAAAAACCCUGAAGAAUGCCAGCUCAGGCGCUUUCUGGGAACUGCCAAUAGUCCAGAGACGGUACAGGCACAGGGCAGUGGUGUGAGAGCUAAGAGGGGGAACAGCCUCAGGGCAGAGAAGUGCAGAAACAGAACGAGCUGCGCAGAGGAGGGUAAGCUCGAAGACGGGGGAUUUGGAAGCAUGAGUCUCUGUCCACCCAUAUCCAUGUUAUCCACAGCACAGGUCAGGGCCUCAUCCAUUUCAAGUUUCCUAAGCCCUCAGAGCUCUGCUGGCCAAUACAGGCGCUGGCCACGCGAGGCCUACGUUAAAAAUCCAGGCCUUCAGCCACCACAGCCACAUGUGGCCAUCUGUGACCGUGCCGACAGCACUAACCUAGAGACAGAGACCUCACCUUGACCCUUCCCCCCACCACCCCUGGACUGAGUGGUGCCUGGCAGGGGGUGAACUCACUGGAAGACCACCCACCACCUCUGCCAUGGUCCCUCUGGAGCCUGAUCAAAGUUUCAAGCCUGGGGCGCCUGGGUGACUUAAUCGGUUAAGUGUCCGACUCCGGCUCGGGACAUGACCUCAGAGCUCAUGAGUUUGAGCCCCGCGUCGGGCUCUGUGCUGACAGCUCAGAACCUGGAGCCUGCUUCCGAUUCUGUGUCUCCCUCUCUGCCCCUCCCCCACGGUCUCUCUCAAAAAUAAAAAACAUCAAAGUUUCAAGCCCAAUUCUCAGAAAACAUUCCCACACACACAAUGUACACACAUUCAGGGAUGGCGGCACCCUUGCCUGGCCCCCUCUGCACAUGCUACUAUCCCUGGGGGCAGCUAACCCAGGAACACAUGGCGGCUUUCAGCUGAAAGGCUUUAAAGCAGGGCUGAGGAUCUCCCCAAGGAAACCCACCGGAGGACAGGGGCUUCAACCUGUGUCAUGUGAGUUCCGGCCCGCCCAUGACCUUCUCUUCCCGAUAGCCAGCCCUGCUGAUUUUGGACUUAUCAGCUAGCCCCCACGAUCACAUAAGCCAAUUCUCUGUAAUAAGUCAAGUGCAUGUCUACACACACAUGAAGUUUCCAACUGGUUCUGCUUCACAGCUUGAGCCCUGAUAACCUUGCUCAGACUUACUCAGCUGGUGAGGCUGGAUUCAAAACCCAAGGCUCCAGCCAGACUCUCACCAUGCUGAUUUCUGGACCAGUGCGGCCCCGAGGAAAUGCAGACUAGUGCCAAGAUGCUGGUUUGGAAGCGAAACCAGCUACAGGUUGGGAAGGCUCUGGAAAGCCCGCUGCCAUGCACCCCAGCAGAAAAGAGCCUCUUCAUACCACCCUUUUGGCCAAGGGAGAGCUGGAACUUUGCCCCUGCAGCUAAGCAUCCCUCCGACUCCCCCCAGCCCAGACUCACCUUGUAGAAUUUCCUGAGGUUCUCUUUCUGAGUCUGGUUGAUGACGGUGAGAACGCGGGCGAUGGAUUUACGAACAACCCGGCUACAAAA
Neofelis nebulosa (Clouded leopard) is the source of this 3597-nucleotide messenger RNA. It is a transcript of the gene WDR38, whose product is annotated as WD repeat domain 38. The transcript is spliced from 8 exons. Gene Ontology annotation, biological process: negative regulation of transcription by RNA polymerase II. NCBI's taxonomy places the organism in Eukaryota, Metazoa, Chordata, Mammalia, Carnivora, Felidae. Gene Ontology annotation, cellular component: nucleus; transcription repressor complex. Bases 92 to 1171 code for a protein of 359 amino acids. Gene Ontology annotation, molecular function: protein binding. The record is from RefSeq and is a predicted model, not a curated record.